UCAGAGCGGCAGCCCCAGCGGAGAGCCAGCGGGGAGCCGGCGGCGGCUCGUACGAGCGCCGGGGCUGUGCCAUUCUCUCUCGGCCGGCGGCACAGUGCUUUCCGGCUGCCGUCAAGCGCGGCACCGGGCCGGCGGGCGGGGGCCAUGGCGGCGGCGGGCCGGCUGCCGAGUUCCUGGGUGCUGCUGGCGCCGCUGCUUGGAGGGCUCGCGCUGCUGGGAGUCGGGCCGGUCCCCGCGCGGGCGCUGCACAACGUCACGGCCGAGCUCUUUGGGGCCGAGGCCUGGGGCACCCUGGCGGCCUUCGGAGACCUCAACUCCGACAAGCAGACGGACCUCUUCGUGCUGCGGGAAAGAAAUGAUUUAAUCGUCUUUUUGGCAGACCAGAAUGCACCCUAUUUUAAACCCAAAGUAAAGGUAUCCUUGAAGAAUCACAGUGCACUGAUAACAAGUGUAGUCCCGGGAGAUUAUGACGGAGAUUCACAAAUGGAUGUCCUUUUGACCUAUUUUCCCAAAAAUAUUGCCAACAAUGAAUUAGGAGCUGUUAUCUUCUGGGGACAAAACCAAACAUUAGAUCCUAACAAUAUGACUCUACUCAAUAGGACUUUUCAGGAUGAACCACUAAUUAUGGACUUCAAUGGUGAUUUAAUUCCUGAUGUGUUUGGUAUCACAAAUGAAUCUGAUCAGCCACAGAUACUAUUAGGAGGGAAUUUGUCAUGGCAUCCUGCAUUGACCACUAAAAGUAAACCUCGAAUUCCGCAUUCUCAUGCAUUUAUUGAUCUGACUGAAGAUUUUACAGCAGAUUUAUUCCUUACGACAUCGCCUACCUCUGAUACAUUCCAGUUUGAGAUAUGGGAAAAUUUGGAUGGAAAUUUCUCUGUCAGUGCUGUAUUUGAAAAGCCUCCCAAUAUGAUGGUGGUUGGACAGUCGGCAUUUGCAGACUUUGAUGGAGAUGGACACAUGGAUCACUUACUGCCAGGCUGUGAAGAUAAAAACUGCCAGAAAAGCAGCAUUUACUUAAUGAGAUCUGGAACAAAGCAGUGGGUUCCAGUCUUACAGGAAUUCAGCAAUAAGGGCACCCUCUGGGGCUUUGUGCCAUAUGUGCAUGAAGAAGCAACUGAAAUAGAAAUUCCAAUUACCCUUCGUAUUGGAGACUACAACAUGGAUGGCUAUCCAGAUGCUCUUGCCAUACUGAAGAAUACAUCUGGAAGCAAUCAGCAGGCCUUUUUACUGGAGAACGUCCCUUGUAAUAAUGCAAGCUGCGAAGGGGCACAUCGUAUGUUUAGAGUCUACUGGGAGCUGAUGGACCUAAAUCAAAUCAGGGACGCCGUGGUUGCCACCUUCUUUGACAUUUACGAAGAUGGAAUCUUGGACAUUAUAGUACUGAGUAAAGGAUAUACAAAGAAUGAUUUUGCUAUCCAUACACUAAAAAAUAACUUUGAAGCAGAUGCUUAUUUUGUGAAAGUUAUUGUUCUUAGUGGUCUCUGUUCUAAUGACUGUCCUCGUAAGAUAACACCCUUUGGAGUAAAUCAACCUGGACCUUAUAUCAUGUAUACAACUGUAGAUGCAAAUGGAUAUCUGAAAAACGGUUCAGCUGGACAACUCAGCCAGUCGGCACAUUUAGCUCUCCAGCUGCCAUACAGUGUACUUGGGUUAGGUCGAAGUGCAAAUUUUCUUGAUCAUCUUUAUGUUGGUAUUCCCCGUCCAUCUGGAGAGAAGUCUAUACGAAAACAGGAGUGGACUGCAAUCAUUCCAAAUUCCCAGCUAAUUGUCAUUCCAUAUCCUCACAACGUUCCUCGAAGCUGGAGUGCCAAACUGUAUCUUACACCAAGUAACAUUGUUCUACUUACUGCUAUAGCUCUCAUCGGUGUCUGUGUUUUCAUCUUGGCAAUAAUUGGCAUUCUACAUUGGCAGGAAAAGAAAGCAGAUGAUAGAGAAAAACGACAAGAAGCCCAUCGGUUUCAUUUUGAUGCCAUGUGACUUGCCUUAACUAUCAUAUAAAGGCAACAGAACAGCUAUUUGCUUGAUUAACUGAAAUACUAAUUUGGAUUAUAGAAGAAAGUAGGAGAUUUUGAAUAUUAUUUAUAAAUGAUGCAUCUCUUGGUAAUUAUUGGAAAGUAUUCAAAUAAAUAUGGUCUGAAUAUGUCACAAGGUCUUUUUGUAAAGCACUUUGUAUAUAAUAACUUGGGUUCUUUAUUCACUUGUGCUGUGCAUUUGUGUUCCUUUGUGGAAUGUGUUGCAUGUUCUCAGGUGUUCAUGUAUUUAUAAUCUUAUUAGAAUAAUGAUGUUGGGGAAAGACGUGUGAAUAAAAAUAUUUAAAUGAG
Messenger RNA from Equus caballus (horse), 2321 nucleotides. RefSeq names its product integrin alpha FG-GAP repeat containing 1 (gene ITFG1). NCBI's taxonomy places the organism in Eukaryota, Metazoa, Chordata, Mammalia, Perissodactyla, Equidae. Gene Ontology annotation, cellular component: plasma membrane. The record is from RefSeq and is a predicted model, not a curated record.